AUGAGUGGUUUAUUCGGAACAGUGCGAAAGUUCUUUAGGCCAAAGGGCUUGAUAGGAUACGAUCUUCAAGGUAACAAGUACUUCGAGAUACCCAAUCCUGCAGGAGGUCGAAUGAAGAGGUUCGUGCAAUAUAAGAAGAAUAGGGAUUUAGCAGAAUACUCAAGAUCGGAAUUGAAACCCCCCGUACAAUGGCGAGCUUGGCUAUCACAUACUCGAGUCGAACCGCCUUCUCUGGAAGAACUAGAAUUUGACUUCUCAAGACAACAGGAAUUGGGACCUAAGAUAAUAGCUAUCGAAGCUCGUGAGAGAGAAGAAAGGAUACGUCAAGGAUAUCUAUUACCUGAUGGAUCUAAUCCAAACGAAAUAAAACCAUCUCAAAUCGCAGGUCCCUCCACUACGUCUGAACGUAAAGCUCGUAUAGCUCAAAUAGGUCAAUCAAAUCACCUCCAACCAAAUCAAUCACACUCACACUCACAAUCAUCAUCGCAGAUGCAGGGGCAAUCACAAGCAUCAUCUCGAAAUCAACCUCAUCCUAUUAAUGCAUUAAAUUCAGAAAAUAAUACAUCAACUCAAUCGGAAUAUCCUAUACCCACACCAACCCAUAAUCAAAUCUUACCACCGUCCAUAACCGUUGAUCCAAUCCAGCAUUCCUCGGCUGAAGAUCUAAGGAAAUUAGCCAUGGAAGAUACCAGAAAACGUAUUGCGGAAAGUGAAGCUAAAUCGGAGCCGGAAAAGAAAGAUAGAGGUGUACAUGGUGUUGGAUUGGGUUUGGCUGAAGGUGGUUUACAACCUAGACGAAGAGGAAAGCAGUAG
Messenger RNA from Kwoniella shivajii, 813 nucleotides. RefSeq lists its product as uncharacterized. The coding region runs from base 1 to 813 and encodes 270 amino acids. The record is from RefSeq and is a predicted model, not a curated record. The transcript has 5 exons. Lineage: Eukaryota; Fungi; Basidiomycota; Tremellomycetes; Tremellales; Cryptococcaceae. Gene Ontology annotation, cellular component: membrane; mitochondrion. Gene Ontology annotation, biological process: mitochondrial respiratory chain complex I assembly.